Molecule: messenger RNA, 656 nt
Organism: Ochlerotatus camptorhynchus
Lineage: Eukaryota; Metazoa; Arthropoda; Insecta; Diptera; Culicidae
Product: chromobox protein homolog 3-like
Exons: 2
Coding region: 19-603 (194 amino acids)
Biological process (GO): negative regulation of transcription by RNA polymerase II; chromatin organization
Cellular component (GO): nucleus; pericentric heterochromatin
Molecular function (GO): chromatin binding
Source: RefSeq, a predicted model, not a curated record
GCAGCAUAAAUUGAAAGCAUGACCGACGAGGAAACCAACGAGCCUCCGUACGUGGUGGAGAAAGUUCUGGACAGGCGAAUCACCGCUGCCAGCAAGAUUGAGUACUAUCUCAAGUGGAAGGGCUACUCGGAGGCGGAGAACACCUGGGAGCCGGAGGAAAACCUGGAGUGCCCGGAACUGAUUGCCAAGUACGAGGAAGUUCGCCGGCUGAAGGAAUUCAAGGAGGCAAAGAAAAAGUCUGCCAAGAAGAAGCUGGAGGAGAUCACCAAACCCCGUGGCUAUGAGCGGGGACUGCAGCUGAAGGGAGUGUGUGGAGCCACGGAUUGCGGUGGGGAGCUGAUGUUCCUGGUCCAGUGGUACGGGUCAGAUGAGAUGGACAUUCUGCAAGCUACGGUCGUGAACGAAAAGAAUCCCACAAAGGUUAUUGAGUAUUACGAGGCCAAGAGUAAGGUGGUGGAGAAGGCACGGGAAAGGACAAAGUUUGCCGCGUACGAGGAGGAACGCCCGGAGGCCGGUGCUGGAGUUUGUGGCGACGUUGAGCAGGAGGUGAUGCAGGGGACGGAAAUUCCAGCUGAAUCGUUUGAACAGAUGAUGCAAGCUUAGGGUUCUAAUUUUAAGUGUAUCGAUAAGAAUGCAAAGAUAAAUCGAACUGAAAA